AUGAGGGACUCACGCGGACGUCGCUGGAGCUGCAUCUGGCCACCGCCAGGAGCAGUAGGAGCAGUGGUAGCCGCAGUAGCAAUAGCAGGCGAGGGCUCCGCGGCAGCUGCAGGGGCGGCUGCUCCAGGGGCGGCAGUUGUAGGGGCGGCUGCUCGAGGGGCGGCUGCUCCAGGGGCGGCUGCUGCAGAGGCGGGUGCUCCAGGGGCGGCUGCUGCAGGGGUGGCUGCUCCAGGGGCGGCUGCUGCAGUGGCGGCUGCUCCAGGGGCGGCUGCUGCAGGGGUGGCUGCUCUAGGGGCGGCUGCUGCAGGGGCGGCUGCUCCAGGGGCGGCUGCUGUAGGGGCGGCUGCUCCAGGGGCGGCUGCUGCAGUGGCGGCUGCUCCUGGGGCGGCUGCUUCAAGGGCGGCUGCUCGAAGGGCGGCUGUUGUAGGGGAGGCUGCUCCAGGGGCGGCUGCUGCAAGGGCGGCUGCUCCAGGGGCGACUGCUGCAGUGGCGGCUGCUCCAGGGGCGGCUGCUGCAGUGGCGGCUGCUCCAAAGGCGGCUGCUGCAGUGGCGGCUGCUCCAGGGGCGGCUGCUGCAGUGGCGGCUGCUCCAGGGGCGGCUGCUGCAGUGGCGGCUGCUCCAGGGGCGGCUGCUGCAGGGGCGGCUGCUCCAGGGGCGGCUGCUGCAGUGGCGGCUGCUCUAGGGGCGGCUGCUGCAGGGGUGGCUGCUCCAGGGGCGCCUGCUGUAGUGGCGGCUGCUCCAGGGGCGGCUGCUUCAGGGGCGGCUGCUCCAGGGGCGGCUGCUUCAUGGGUGGCUGCUCCAGGGGCGGCUGCUGCAGGGGAGGCUGCUCCAGGGGCGGCUGCUGCAGUGACGGCUGCUCCUGGGGCGGCUGCUUUAGGGGCGGCUGCUCCAGGGGCGGCUGCUGCAGGGGAGGCUGCUCCAGGGGCGGCUGCUGCAGGGGCGGCUGCUGCAGGGGCGGCUGCUGCAGGGGCGGCUGCUCCAAGGGCGGCUGCUGCAGUGGCGGCUGCUCCAGGGGCGGCUGCUUCAGGGGUGGCUGCUCCAGCGGCGGCUGCUGCAGGGGCGGCUGCUCUAGGGGCGGCUGCUGCAGUGGCGGCUGCUCCAAGGGCGGCUGCUUCAAGGGUGGCUGCUCCAGGGGCGGCUGCUUCAGGGGCGGCUGCUCCAGGGGCGGCUGCUUCAGGGGAGGCUGCUCCAGGGGCGGCUGCUGCAGUGGCGGCUGCUCCUGUGGCGGCUGCUGAAGUGGCGGCUGCUCCAGGUUCGGGUUAG
Closterium sp. NIES-65 is the source of this 1263-nucleotide messenger RNA. The record is from the annotation of a GenBank genome assembly. Lineage: Eukaryota; Viridiplantae; Streptophyta; Zygnematophyceae; Desmidiales; Closteriaceae.